CAGCCCAUCUCUGCAGAUAAUAAAAUCCAACGGAAUAACAACAGCAAUAUGUCCGGUGCCGGAGAUAUCCAGCCGGCCGGAACUGGGGCAUGUGCCGGCAACACCCAUGCCACCGAACCAUCACAACCGGCCGACGACAUUUCCAUGGCAACCCCGGAUUUGGUUCCGCCUAGCCACAGGCAGACCUCGUCCGAUGGCUCUUCUCAUUGUUGAUAUGUCUAUCACGUCCAUUACUUGGAAUGGACGGGGAUUGGCUAAUAGGGCCACUCUCGCUUACCUUCGCUCUCUCAUUCGUGAUCAUAGAUUGGAUUUUGUCGGCUUUAUUGAGCCGAUGAUUCGUACACCUGACUUUGACUAUUACUCUCGUCGAUUGGGUUUCCAGUCGGGCGUGGGUAACACUUCCCAUAAGAUCUUCUUUUUCCACUCGCGUGAUUACACCUGUCGGGUCCUCCGGGACACCGAUCAGGUGCUUCAUAUCGAGCUCUCUGCUUCCCAUCUCCCUGAGCCCAUAUUCCACACUUUGGUUUAUGCCAAGUGUAAUAGAGUCGGGAGAUACGAUCUGUGGGACACCCUGCGUGAGAUUGCUGAGAGUAUGGAGGGAUUGCCAUGGAUGGUUAGUGGUGAUUUCAACAUGUUUCUGCACCCCGAUGAGCGUGUGGGUGGCCCCACGGACCGGUCCGGGAGAUGUGGGACUUUGCUCAGACU
Messenger RNA from Striga hermonthica, 705 nucleotides. NCBI's taxonomy places the organism in Eukaryota, Viridiplantae, Streptophyta, Magnoliopsida, Lamiales, Orobanchaceae. The record is from the annotation of a GenBank genome assembly.